This is a messenger RNA of Vespa crabro (European hornet), 1121 nucleotides long. RefSeq names its product RPII140-upstream gene protein (gene 140up). The transcript is spliced from 5 exons. The record is from RefSeq and is a predicted model, not a curated record. Lineage: Eukaryota; Metazoa; Arthropoda; Insecta; Hymenoptera; Vespidae. The coding region runs from base 156 to 935 and encodes 259 amino acids. Gene Ontology annotation, cellular component: mitochondrion.
CUUCAACACACUAAAUUGAACAUAUUGUCUUUCAGAUUACAAAUAUGUCUACAAUAGAAUACAAAAUACAACGCCAUCUUUGUAUUUUAGUUUUCACUCAAGUGUAUAUAUAUAAUUCUGAAAACUCUGGUUAAGCAAUUUCAAAGAGCGGCAACAUGUUAAAUAUUACAAAAAUAAGAAGACCUUUAAUCAUGGCUAUAUUCCCACUUAGAGAUUUAUUGAGAAAAUAUGAUGUACCUAAAAAUCCAAUUGUUAAUCAAAUAGAAGAUACUCCUAUGGGAAGGAUAAAAAAAAUAUUUAUUUCUACUGAAUAUGAACCUAUCAGCAAAGAACUGCAAAGUUUAAUUAACUUCACCAGUACUGCAGCUUUGGUUGGCAUAGUGGUGGGUGGAGUAAUAUAUACACAAGGAGCUUUACAAAAAUUUAUAGAUAAUAACGAAGCAACACGUUUUUAUAGCCAAAUCGAUGCACAGCGAGCAUUACAAACUAAUAUUACACUACAGUUCGCCAAGGGUGCUUAUAUGUUUAGCUGGAGAUUAACUCUUUUUUGUGGCAUUUAUGAAUUUAUUCGAAUGAUAUUGACAGCAUAUUAUGGGAAAUCUUCAAUUCUACAUUAUAUGAUUGGAGCUGGCAUUGCUGGAUUUUUAUUUAAAUUAUCAUUUGGUUUAAAAGGUUCAUUAAUUGGUCUAGUUACUGGUACUGUUCUUGGAGGUAUUGGUGGUUCUAUUAUUUUGUUGUUCAUUAAACUAACAGGGACGACACUAGAAGAUUUUCAGCAUAUACAAAGUUACUGGUCUUAUAAAAGAAAUGAAGCAUAUAAACAAAUAAUUGGCAAAUAUUUAGAAGAGGAAUCUGAAGAAACAAAGUUAUUACACAAACAAAAUAAAGAUAUGCAAAUAGAAUUAUCUAGGAUGGAAAAAGAAACCAACAACUAGAUAAACAGAAAUUAUGUGUGGAUAUGUAUAGAAUAUAUUAUGUAAAUAUAAUGUAACAAUAUUUUUAAAUUGUCAUACAAUCAUCAUUUAAAAUUUAAAUAUAUUAUUGCAGUAUAUACAAAAUAUUCAACCCUUUAAUCUAUAGAGCAAUAAUGAGUUGAAUAAAUCGUAACUGAUCAUUAUAAA